GUGAGCAGUGCCGCGAGAGCCAGCCCUGUCUCCCGCCUGCCCACUCAGUGGUUGUUCCCCCGGAGCUGUGAUCCCCUCUGGAGCCUCAGCAGAUCUGUCUUGCAGGACUGACUACCAGGACCCCUGACCAGGUGUUGGCAUAGGAUAGAGACUCUCCUUCGAAGAGACAGCAAUCUGGAAACAGGAGCCACCAUGGGGUGCUUCAGCUUCAUUAAGGUCAUGAUGAUCCUCUUCAAUAUGCUCAUCUUUCUGUGUGGUGCAGCCCUGUUGGCAGUGGGCAUCUGGGUGUCGGUUGAUGGACCAUCCUUUAUGAAGAUCUUCGGACCGAUGUCAUCCACUGCCAUGCAGUUCGUCAACGUGGGCUACUUCCUCAUCGCAGCCGGUGCUGUGCUCUUCGCUCUUGGUUUCCUGGGCUGCUAUGGUGCCCAGACUGAGAACAAGUGUGCCCUCAUGACGUUCUUCUUCAUCCUCCUCCUCAUCUUCAUUGCUGAGGUUGCAGCUGCUGUGGUCGCCUUAGUGUACACUACAUUGGCUGAGAACUUCCUGACGGUGGUGGUGGUGCCCAACAUCAAGAAAGAGUACGGUUCCCAAAAAGACUUCACUCAAGUGUGGAACUCCACCAUGGAAGGGCUCAAGUGCUGUGGCUUCACCAACUACACAGAUUUUGAGGGCUCACCCUAUGUACUGAGCAGUGGUACCUUUCCCCCAUACUGUUGCUAUAACAGUGUCAACCACUCGCUCGUGGAACCCUGCAACAGUGUCAGCGCCCAUAACAUGAGUGUUCAGGGAUGCUUCAAACAGCUUCUAUAUGACAUCCGAACCAAUGCAGUCACUGUGGGUGGUGUGGCAGCCGGAAUUGGGGGCUUGGAGCUGGCUGCCAUGAUUGUGUCCAUGUAUCUGUACUGCAAUCUGGAAUAAGUUGGCUUCUCCUUCCACCACUGCUGCUGUCGAAUGAAAACUGUGAAGAGGCAGUGAUCAGGGUGGGGACAGAAUCUAACAGUGUCUCUUGGGCCGGAGUUGACCUGACUUUGUUCCUCUGGACUCGGGACCAAAUGGACACCACCCCCUUCAAGUGGAGCCUGACAUUUCCUUCUAUUGGUGGGUUUAGGGUCCUUCUAUUCCAGAGCCCCUAAGGUAGCCAGUCCUCUUACCCAUUCCUCCAGUCUGUCCCUUAAACACUUGAUACUCCCUCAGAGCAAGGGUGGGGGGUGCUCUUGGGGAUCCCAGUACUCCACAGGGGGGAUUAGAGAAAGGCAGCCCAUAUCAUGAGCAUAUACAAAAUCAGCAGUUACCGAGUGGAUGUGUAGAAGGCAUUUCAGGACUCAUAAACCCAUUAAAAUGUUUGUCUGGA
This is a messenger RNA of Odocoileus virginianus texanus, 1351 nucleotides long. RefSeq names its product tetraspanin 1 (gene TSPAN1). The record is from RefSeq and is a predicted model, not a curated record. Gene Ontology annotation, cellular component: plasma membrane. Lineage: Eukaryota; Metazoa; Chordata; Mammalia; Artiodactyla; Cervidae.